Ananas comosus (pineapple) is the source of this 2154-nucleotide messenger RNA. RefSeq names its product putative proline-rich receptor-like protein kinase PERK6. The transcript has 9 exons. Bases 323 to 1993 code for a protein of 556 amino acids. Gene Ontology annotation, molecular function: protein kinase activity; ATP binding. Lineage: Eukaryota; Viridiplantae; Streptophyta; Magnoliopsida; Poales; Bromeliaceae. The record is from RefSeq and is a predicted model, not a curated record. Gene Ontology annotation, biological process: protein phosphorylation.
GUAAAAAGAAAAAAGAAAGAAAAUGAAUGGAAUUGGAAUGGAGGGUUGGUGAUCGGAGAAGGACGAAACACACAGCACCCAAAUGCUUCAUUAUCUCGAUCACCUCGUUCUUCUCCGAGACACCCUUCUUAUUAAUUAAUUGAUUAAUUGAUCUUCAUAAAAGGGCAAAAUUAUCAUUAUUCGAUCCGCAACAUGUGGAAGAAGGCGAGAUACGCAGAACAAUCCAGAAAAAUCGAGACAAGAACGCCGCAGAGAGAUGAGUAAAACAAACAAUCCGACGUAAUUUCGAUUUCUGGAUAUAUCCGGCUUCGUCGAUAUUACAAUGCCUUCAUCAAAAUCCCCUCCACCACCACCACCUCCACCGCCACCUCCGCCGCCGCCGCCGCCUCCACCGCCGGAAUCCUCUGGCGAUGGCUCUUCUUUUUCUCCGCCGCCGACGCCUCCGCGGCCGCAGGGGGCGAAGUCGGGCCAGCGAUCGGCCGCCAUCGCGCCCAUCGCCGUCGGGGUCGGGGCCGGGGCCGGGGCCGGGUUGCUCCUCGUGCUCAUGGUGGCUGCGUGCGUGUGCACGUCGGGGAGGAAGAGCAAAAAGCCCCACAACCCCAUGAAGUAUUAUGCGGACGCCGAUCCCUCUAGUUUUAAAGGAAGUAGCUAUUAUAGUAGCGGACCACGGGGACAAUGGCCACACAAUGGACACCAAAACCCUCCCCCGCCGCCGCCAGGGAUGGUUUCGGGAGCUAUGAGUAGCGGGAACGUGAGCUCGGCUUACUCGGGCCCGUUCGCGCCUCCGCUGCCGCCGCCAUCGCCGGCGCUCGCCUUGGGAUUCAACAAGAGCACCUCCUUCACCUACGAGGAGCUGGCGGCGGCGACGAACGGCUUCGCGCAGGCCGACCUGCUGGGGCAGGGCGGGUUCGGGUACGUGCACAAGGGAGUGCUGCCCAACGGGAAGGAGAUCGCGGUGAAGCAGCUGAAGGCCGGCAGCAGGCAAGGGGAGAGGGAGUUCCACGCAGAGGUCGACAUCAUCGGCCGCGUCCACCACCGCCACCUCGUGUCCCUCGUCGGCUACUGCGUCGCCGCCGAGCAACGGUUGCUCGUCUACGAGUUCGUUCCCAACAAAACUCUCGAGCACCACCUCCACGGAAAGGGAUUACCAGUAAUGGAUUGGCCUACAAGGCUCAAAAUUGCAUUAGGAUCAGCAAAGGGCAUCUCUUAUUUACAUGAAGAUUGUCACCCUCGCAUUAUUCACCGCGACAUAAAAUCCGCCAACAUUCUUCUCGAUUUCAAGUUCGAAGCCAUGGUUGCGGACUUUGGAUUAGCCAAGCUAUCGUUCGACAACCACACGCAUGUUUCUACCCGCGUCAUGGGAACUUUCGGGUACUUGGCACCUGAAUAUGCUUCCAGUGGCAAGCUAACUGAGAAAUCCGACGUCUUCUCCUACGGUGUGAUGCUCCUCGAACUGAUAACGGGGCGAAGACCCGUCGACAGCAAUCACACAUUCACGGAGGAUAGUUUGGUAGAUUGGGCGAGGCCCGUGCUAUCGUUAGCAUUGGCCGACGGAAACUAUGAUGAGUUGGCCGACCCGAGACUGGACGGAAACUAUGACCUGAUGGAGAUGGCGCGCAUGGUGGCGUGCGCUGCCGCCUGCGUACGCCACUCCGCCCGGAGGCGCCCCAGGAUGAGUCAGAUUGUGCGGGCGCUGGAAGGCGACGUAUCGCUCGAGGACUUGAACGAAGGGGUGCGGCCCGGGCAGAGCAUGCUCUUCAGCUCGGGCUCGGGGUCCGAAUACGAGUUCCCGAGCUCGUACACCGUGAACAUGCAGCGGAUCAGAAAGGUUGUGGUGGCCAGCCCCGAGUACAGCGGGGAGUACGGGGACCUGAUAUCGGAGUACGGUGGCCAUGACCGAUUGGCCUCGAGCGGCGAGGGGGCCGUAGCCAGCUUCUCCGACGAGUUCAAUCAGGUCGCGAAUCAUAAACACAAAACUCUCCCACAAUUAUGAGAAUGUUUUCACCAGUGAGGAUGAGAUGGGUCUUAAAAUGCAUUGACUGGUGAGGGAUUUUGUUGGUGGUUAAGAAUGCAUUCUUCAGUUUUAAUGAAUGAAUAGCACCUUUUGGAAUACAUAUUUUCUUGAGUAAUUUUUUUUGUUCUUUCUCAUUUUUA